AUGGGUCUUCUGUGGAGUCUCUUCAAGUCCGUCGUGCCUUUGAAAGUAAGAGAAUAUAUCAAAGACUACGGCAAGAGGAACGGCUUGCUGACGCUGUCCGUGUUUGCAGUGGUCACUGGCUGUGUACUGGGAUUCUUUCUCCGCUCCCUCAACCUUUCCACUCAGGCCAAGAUCUACUUCUCUUUUCCUGGAGAGCUGCUCAUGAGGAUGCUAAAGAUGUUAAUUCUGCCUCUCAUCACCUCAAGCCUUAUGUCAGGGCUCUCCGCCAUGGACACCAGAGCCAGCGGCCGCCUGGGAGUCCUGACCAUCACGUAUUACCUGUGGACCACGUUUAUCGCGGUGAUUGUGGGGAUUGUUCUGGUGCUCAUCAUUCACCCCGGGACAGGAUCAGAAAAGGAUCACCACCACUCACACUCCGGGCCCGUCAUGACCUCCGCCGAUGCACUGCUUGAUCUCAUCAGAAAUAUGAUUCCAUCAAAUCUUGUAGAAGCCACUUUUCAACAGUACCGAACGGACCUUCUGCCGAUUGUGCAAAACAGCAACGCGGAAAACUCCCAGGCCAACUUUGUGUAUGUGAUGCCGGACUACCACAACCCUCAGCUGGGGCACCCUGUGUUCCUGGAGAUCACUCCUGCUCCAGACGUCAAAUACAAGAUGGUCCCCAGCACCAGCAAAGGCAUGAACGUGCUCGGCAUCGUCAUCUUCUCUGCCACCAUGGGUCUGCUCUUGGGUAAAAUGGGAGAACGUGGAGCUCCACUGGUGAACGUGUGCCAGUGCGUCAACGAGUGUGUCAUGAAGAUUAUUACAGCAGCCAUGUGGUAUUUCCCGUUUGGCAUCGUGUUCCUGGUGGCGGGCAAGAUCCUGGACAUGCACGACCCGGCCCACCUGGGAGAGAAGCUGGGCAUGUACUUCAUCACGGUGCUGGCGGGACUCUUUGUGCACGGACUCAUUCUCCUGCCCAUGUUCUUCUUCUUCUUCACCCGGAAAAACCCCUUCGUCUUCAUCCGCGGCCUUCUACAGGCGCUGGUUAUCGCCUUGGCAACGUCAUCCAGCUCGGCCACGCUGCCAAUCACCAUGAAGUGUCUGUUGGAGAACUGCGGUGUGGACCGGCAGAUUGCGCGGUUUGUUUUGCCGGUUGGAGCCACAAUCAACAUGGAUGGAACCGCUUUGUAUGAGGCCGUGGCGGCCAUUUUUAUCGCUCAAGUCAACGAAUAUGACCUGGACUUCGGACAGCUGGUGACUAUAAGUAUUACAGCCACAGCAGCCAGUAUCGGAGCAGCUGGGAUCCCUCAGGCCGGACUUGUUACCAUGGUGAUAGUCCUGACUUCUGUGGGUCUUCCUCCGGCUGACAUCUCGCUCAUCGUGGCCAUCGAUUGGGUUCUGGAUCGUUUCCGAACCAUGGUGAACGUGUUGGGAGAUGCCCUGGCUGCUGGGAUCAUGGCUCAUAUUUGUAAGAAGGACUUUGAGCGAGCGGCUUCAGCUGCCUCCACCUCUGCCCAGAGUCACAGACGAGGCUCCAAACGGAGAGACACUGUGAUUUCGGUGGGGACCCAGAGCGUGGCGCAGUCGGACGCUCCUCUACUGCCUCAUAAAUGUGAUUAUGUUUAUGAUGUGGAGGGAGACUGUGUGGUGGAGCGACCUGUGCCCUGUUACAGCCUCUGCCACGUCUGA
Messenger RNA from Knipowitschia caucasica, 1671 nucleotides. The record is from the annotation of a GenBank genome assembly. Lineage: Eukaryota; Metazoa; Chordata; Actinopteri; Gobiiformes; Gobiidae.